Messenger RNA from Puccinia triticina, 1995 nucleotides. RefSeq lists its product as uncharacterized. The record is from RefSeq and is a predicted model, not a curated record. Gene Ontology annotation, molecular function: amidophosphoribosyltransferase activity. NCBI's taxonomy places the organism in Eukaryota, Fungi, Basidiomycota, Pucciniomycetes, Pucciniales, Pucciniaceae. Gene Ontology annotation, cellular component: cytoplasm. Bases 1 to 1995 code for a protein of 664 amino acids. Gene Ontology annotation, biological process: purine nucleobase biosynthetic process; purine nucleotide biosynthetic process. The transcript has 5 exons.
AUGUGCGGAGUUAUAGGUCUAAUUUUGGCAGAUUCAGAGGGACAGGCGGCACCGGAUAUCUGCGAAGGUCUCAAUCUUCUCCAACAUCGUGGCCAAGAUGCAUGUGGUGUGGUGACCUGCGGGACGAAAGGACGAUUCUAUCAAUGCAAAGCAAACGGGAUGGUACGGGACGUCCUCGAUGCCCACAGCGUAGCCAGUCUGGUCGGCAGCAUGGGCGUGGGCCAUGUUCGGUACCCUACGGCCGGAAGUGCGGCACACGCAGAGGCUCAACCCUUCUAUGUUAACUCCCCCUAUGGAAUCGUCUUAGCACAUAAUGGAAACCUUAUCAACACCUCUCAUCUACGAUAUUAUCUUGAUCAUUAUGCUCACCGACAUAUCAACACCGACUCAGAUUCCGAACUCCUGCUCAACAUCCUCGCCGACAACCUGCAAAAAACAGGAAAGUUCCGGAUCGAUGAGGACGAUAUCUUCCGGGCAAUUUCGGGAUUGAUGAAGCACUGCCACGGUGCCUAUGCCUGUGUAGCCAUGUUGGCCGGCUUCGGUAUCAUCGCCUUCCGAGACCCGAAUGGUAUUCGUCCGCUUGGCUAUGGUCGUCGCAAAUCGAGCGCGCAUGAACGAGUAGGGAACCCAAGGGAGCAAUGGGACUACAUGAUCAGCUCAGAGAGUGUAGCCUGUGACGCCAACGGCUUUUCGGACUGGGUGGAUGUCAAACCAGGCGAAGCACUGAUAAUCACCCGAGACGGUGUCAAGACUCGUCAGGCAACCCAACAACGGUCAUUUACACCCGAUAUCUUCGAAUACGUCUAUUUUGCUCGUCCCGACAGUGUGAUCGAUGGAAUCAGUGUCUACCGAAGCCGAAUGGCCAUGGGCGAUGCACUUGCCGUUGAAGCCCGGCGUAUCCUUGCUGAAUGCAACAUCACUGUUGAUGUGAUCAUUCCUGUGCCUGACACGAGUCGAGUUGCAGCCUUGCAAUGCGCCCAAGGUCUCAACAUUCCUUACAGGGAAGGAUUCGUCAAGAACCGUUAUGUAGGAAGGACUUUUAUCAUGCCUGGUCAACAGACGAGACGCAAAAAUGUCAGGCGCAAGCUCAAUGCAAUGGCGAUGGAAUUUGAAGGGAAAACAGUGAUGCUUGUCGAUGACUCCAUCGUGCGAGGAACAACAUCGAAAGAAAUCAUUCAGAUGGCCCGAGACGCUGGCGCCAAGGCAGUUGUUAUGGCAUCAUGUGCUCCACCGAUUCGUUUCCCAAACGUAUUUGGUAUCGAUAUGCCAUCCAGGAAAGAGCUUGUUGCUCACAACCGGACUGAAGAUGAAAUUGCUCGUGAUAUUGGGGCUGACAAGGUAGUUUUCCAAACUCUGGACCACCUCAUCCAGAGUUGUGCCGCAUUCAACCCCGAAAUUACCCAGUUCGAUUGCUCUGUCUUCAACGGGCAAUAUAUUACCGGUGGAGUAGAUGAAGAAUAUUUGGAAAAACUAGAAAACAAGCGGGGCGAUUUGAGAUCCAAGAAAGCUUGCCAACCAAUCACCGCCUCCAGCUCCUUCGUAUCCGAUUCGAUGCCUGGAAACAACUCAUCAGUAUCUGCCAACAAGAAUCAAGGAGCCACAGUCGUUUCAUCUGGCCCGAUGGAUUCAACAUCGGUACCUGCGGCCGAUGCAAUGGGCUUAACCAACGAAAUACAGGCCUUAUUGAUCCAAAACGAUGUGUGUGUCGGCUUACCGAAUAGCAGCAACCAUGCCACCGGCCCAAAAAGUACUCGCGGAAGUCGUGGGACAAGCGUUAGCGUAGACGAUACCCCUCAGCCCGUAGCCAGUCCGAAUUCCUUCGAACCCAAUCAGGCCGAGACUGAUGCGUUUGAGAAACCAAUGAAGGACAGUCUGCGUAUCAAUGGUGCUCACAAAGACGGUACCGUUGGGGGAAUGGUACAUGACGAUGGCGGGCACAAUGGCUACAUCCCCAAUACUCCCAAUCAGUCACCCAUGAAUUCCAAAAUUCUUUGA